AAUGAGCUGAAUUUCAAACGUGACAAGGUCGUGAUCCCAACAGCACUAAGAGCAGACAUGCUGAAAGCAGUACAUCAACCACACCUUGGUGGAGAAGCCAGCAAACGACGAGCUCGUGAAGUUCUGUUUUGGCCUUCAAUCGACAGGGACAUCAAGAAAAUGGUUAAAUCGUGUAGUGUUUGCAAUCGAAACCGUAACCAACAGCCAAGAGAAACCCUCAAGCCUCAUCCAGUACCUAGCAGACCGUGGGAACGGAUUGGAGUUGAUCUAUUUACAUUCCAUCAGAGGAACUACCUCAUUACAUCCGCCGUGAUUUCGAAGUUAAAGUCGCAAAUGGCACGUCAUGGGAUUCCAGAUGUACUCAUUAGUGGCAAUGAUCCACAAUUUUGUUGCAAGCAGUUUAAAGAGUUCAGCCAGAAAUGGGAAUUUAUCCAUGUAACAAGCUCACCUGUCUACCCACAAAGCAAUGGUGGUGUGGAGAGAGCGGUCCAAACAGCAAAGACCCUUAUGAAGAAAGCUUUCGACAGUGGAGAAGAUCCAUAUAUGUCCUUAUUAAAUCAUCGUAAUACGCCUAGAGACAGUGUAUUCGGAAGUCCAGCCCAGCGUCUUAUGUCAAGAAGAACCAAGACUAUUUUGCCUGUAACUGAAGAACUUUUGGUACCCCAAGUAGUAAGUCCAGAGAAAGUGCAAGACCGUUUACAGCAUUAUAAACAUUUACAGAAAAAGGCUUAUGAUAAGAAGUCACAAAAUUUACUAGCGUUAAAGAAAGGUGAUAUGGUAAGAAUUCAAGAGGAAAAAGGAUUUUUGAAAAAAGGAAUAGUCGUGGAGGAAACCAACUAUCCAAGAUCAUAUCAAGUUAAGACCUCGAGUGGUAUAUUUUGGAGGAAUAGGAGACAUUUGUUGAAAGUGGAAGAACUGGAAGAAAUUUCAGAAGAAUCAGAUGAUGUAGCAGUGGAAAUACUACCGCAGAGAGUUCAGUUACCGUUAAAUAAUAAACAGGAUUGUACAAUAGCAAAUGAUGCCGAACAUGAUAAACAAUUAACUUAUACUAGAUCAGGACGACUGGUAAGGAAACCAGACAGGUUGAAUUUGUGA
Messenger RNA from Paramuricea clavata, 1095 nucleotides. NCBI's taxonomy places the organism in Eukaryota, Metazoa, Cnidaria, Anthozoa, Malacalcyonacea, Plexauridae. The record is from the annotation of a GenBank genome assembly.